CCCUUGUUAUUUUGUCGUGUGUUCGUUUUUCCCCUUUGUCGUGGGUCUAUUUUGUUGUUGGUGUCAGUUUCUAACUGUUUGUCCUGUUGUGGUCUGUUCUUUGUCCUUGCUGUUGUUCUAUGUUGUAUUCGUGAAUGUAAUGGCUUGUUUGUGAUUGGUUUGUUUUGAUCGUGUUUUUAAAUGUUUAUAUCAUUUGUAUUUUUUUGGUUGUGUAUGUUCAUUUAUCUUUGGUGUAGAUAGUUAGUGUUAGUGUUAGUGUUCUAGUAAGGUUAGCAUAGUAAGGUUAGUGUAGUUGUAGGUAGAGUUAAGGUAGCUUUGUUAGUAUUUAGUUAGCUUAGUGGGUAAUUUUGUAUACUAUUAAUCCUAUAUUGUUAGUGUAGUUAUUGUUAAUAUAGUAGUAGCCCUUGUAAAUACUAUCGGGGAGAGCGUGAGGUCAGGAGAGGCAGCGCCAGGGCCGCCAGCGCAGUCAGGGCCGCGGGGACAGUCCGCCGGGUCCGCACUCGCUAUGUUCAGGCCCUGCGCUCUCGGGGCCCCCAGCAUGAAAAACUACCGGGUGCUGCGCACGCUGGGGGCGGGCGCCUGCGCCAAAGUCAAGCUGGCGCUACACUUGGUGACCGGCACGGAGGUGGCCAUCAAGUUCAUCUGCAAGGCCAGGCAGGCGCGCCUCGAGUUCCUGGCCCGCGAGGUGGCUUGUAUGAAAGCGCUGCAGCACCCCAACAUCAUCCAGCUGUUCGAGGUGCUGGACACCCCGGAGGAACUCCUCCUGGUCAUGGAGUAUGCGGGCGGGGGGAACCUGCUGGACUACCUGCUCCGGCGCGGGCGCCUGGAGGAGCUCGAGGCGCGCCACAAGUUCCAGCAGAUCCUGGCGGCGGUCGCGCACUGCCACGCGCGGGGCAUCGUGCAUCGCGACCUCAAGCCGGAGAACAUCCUCAUGGACCGCGAGCACAACCUCAAGCUCAGCGACUUCGGGCUGAGCAUCGAGUGCGCGGGCGCGGCGCUCAGCACCUUCUGCGGCAGCCCCGAGUAUGCGGCGCCCGAGAUCUUCCUGCACCGCCCGUACGCGGGCCCCGCCGUGGACGUGUGGAGCCUGGGGGUGGUGCUCUACAGGAUGGUCACGGGCGCGCUGCCCUUCCGGGGCUCCGACCUCGUGGAGAUCCGGGACCGCGUGGUCAGCGGGCACUUCCACCUGCCCCCCUACCUCUCGGCCCAGUGCCGGGACCUCCUGGGCAGAAUGAUGGUGCUGGACCCCCAGGGGCGCAGCAGCCUGGAGGCCAUCCAGCAGCACCCGUGGGUGCGGCCGACUCAGGGGCUCCUGGCCGUCCGCGAGCCGUCGCCCAGCCACCACGACGCGGCCCUGGCGGAGGCCAUGGACCGAGCCUCAGGGCGCAGUGCCAGCUCCCCGUCAAGCCCCCAGGUGGGGGAUACCCGGGAGGACUCUUCCACCCCCACGUCGGGCCCCCUGCAGAGGGACGCCCCAGAGCGCAGCGCCACCCCCACGCCGGGCCCCCUGCGGGAGGACGCCUGGGAGGAGAGCGACACCUCCAUUCUGGACAUCCUGCAGGAGGUUGCCCCGGAGCCCAGCGCCACGUCAAUUCCGGGCCCCCAGGUGGAGGACAGCGCCACCCCCAGGUCACGCCCCCUGCGGGUGGACGCCUGGGAGGAGAGCGCCACCUCCAUUCCGGACCCCCUGCAGGAGGGUGCCCCAGAUCAGAGCGCCACCUCAAUUCCAAGGCCCCAGGCGGAGGACAGCGCCACCUCCAUUCAAGAGCCCCUGCAGGAGGAAGCCCCAGAGCAAAGUGCCACCUCAAUUCCGGGCCCCCAGGUGGAGGACAGUGCCACCCCCAGGUCACGCCCCCUGCGGGAGGAUGCCUGGGAGGAGAGCGCCACCUCCAUUCCGGACCUCCUGCAGGAGGGUGCCCCAGAUCAGAGCGCCACCUCAAUUCCAGGCCCCCAGGCAGAGGACAGCGCCACCUCCAUUCUAGACCCCCCGCAGGAGGAUGCCCCAGAGCAAAGCGCCACAUCCAUUCCGGGCCCCCAGGUGCAGGACACCAAGGAGGGUGGUAGCACCACCACCAUGCCAGGCCCCCUGGUGGAGGGUGAACAGGAAAGCAAGAAGGGACCAGUCAGUCCUGCCCCCCAGUCCCCCCUCACCAACCUCAGACCUCCCCCAAGACGCAGCUGGCUCCUCAAGUUCCGCAGGAAUGCGGUGGCUCCUGCAGAAAGCCAUGAAGACAAUGACACCUCAGUCCCAUCCAUUAGCUCUAGCCAAGGCGGGCGGGCCAGCAGGAGGAUAAUGAAUGCCCUGCUAAAUUUGUGCUGUUUCUGCCGACCACACCACUGAAAACACGGCAAGGGUGUUCACCCACCCGACAACUCAUAAGACUGCCACACCCUGCAGACGUCCCGCCCAAAAUGCAGCCACCAAGUGAGCAGGAGCAUGCCAGGGGAGGGCGAGGCUCUGGAGAGGGGUCAGGGCCUGGGCCCAGUCAGAGGGGCCAGGAGAAGCAUGACGCACACAGGACCUGAUCACAGAUGUCCGCGGAACACAGAUGUCCUGGAGCAGAGCAGGCUCUGUCCUGUGAAGGCCUCCCCGCCCCCUUGCUGGGACAGCCCUGCUGCUGGCGCCUGAGCACACGGAUGGCGCAGAGGAUGCAGGAGCUCUGUGGUCUGAGUGGCAUUGUCAUUGACUGACGGACACGGUCCCGGACGGCGCAGGAGGUGGCCGCGAUGGGCAGACGGGCUCCCCACUGCAGAGGGGACCUCCAGGUGACCGGCUCUGCCUCUAGGACGCUGGGGCGUGGAGGCAUCUGAAUGCUGUUUCUCGGCCUGAUGGAGACACUCAGAAAUGGAUUGCUUUGUUAGCGUGUCUAUGCCAUGACUCAUUAAAUCAUUGUUUGAAACCGA
This is a messenger RNA of Talpa occidentalis (Iberian mole), 2904 nucleotides long. Its product is annotated as MAP/microtubule affinity-regulating kinase 4-like. The record is from RefSeq and is a predicted model, not a curated record. The transcript is spliced from 4 exons. Gene Ontology annotation, biological process: intracellular signal transduction; protein phosphorylation. Lineage: Eukaryota; Metazoa; Chordata; Mammalia; Eulipotyphla; Talpidae. Gene Ontology annotation, molecular function: ATP binding; protein serine/threonine kinase activity. The coding region runs from base 506 to 2341 and encodes 611 amino acids. Gene Ontology annotation, cellular component: cytoplasm.